AAAAAAAAAAAAAAGAGGAAGAAGGAGAAGGACCGCGAGCUUUGGAUCGAAUCCGUUAAAAAUUUCUCGACUCGAUAAUAAAAACAACAAACAAAUGAUCAUCAUCGACAGCUUUCCUCUAGAUUCGAUUCCGAUUCAUCUUCCAAGGAAUUAGUCUCCGGCGUGUGUCUUCUCUGAUCGUUAACGAUCCUCUUCCAAGCGACAGCCGCAUCUUACUCGCCGGCGGCUUGAAUCAUGGCUGAUAGGAGAAACAGGUGUAACCAGGUCCUCCUUCUAGCAUAUCAGAGUUUUGGCUUAGUGUUUGGAGAUUUGAGUAUUUCUCCUCUCUAUGUGUAUAAAUGUACAUUCUACGGAGGAUUGAGACACCAUCAAACAGAAGAUACCAUAUUUGGCGCGUUUUCUUUGAUAUUUUGGACCAUAACUCUCCUUUCACUCAUCAAGUACAUGGUUUUUGUAUUAAGUGCAGAUGACAAUGGUGAAGGAGGGAUAUUUGCUUUGUAUGCUUUGCUCUGUAGACACGCAAGGUUUUCUUUGCUUCCUAAUCAGCAAGCUGCUGAUGAGGAAAUCUCCACAUACUAUGGCCCUGGUGAUGCAAGUAGAAAUUUGCCUAGUUCUGCUUUCAAAAGCCUUAUAGAACGAAAUAAGAGAUCAAAAACAGCUUUGCUUGUUUUAGUCUUGGUAGGAACUUCCAUGGUAAUAACCAUCGGUGUCCUUACACCAGCAAUUUCAGUCUCUUCAUCUAUUGAUGGCCUUGUGGCCAAGACAAGUUUGAAGCAUAGUACUGUGGUUAUGAUAGCAUGUGCUUUGCUGGUUGGGCUUUUCGUUCUGCAGCACCGUGGCACAAAUAAAGUUGCCUUUCUAUUUGCACCUAUUAUGAUUUUGUGGUUGUUGAUAAUCGCAACUGUUGGUGUGUACAAUAUUGUGACUUGGAACCCCAGUGUAUACAAAGCCUUAUCUCCCUACUAUAUCUAUGUAUUCUUUAGAGACACGGGAAUAGAUGGAUGGCUGUCCCUUGGAGGCAUUCUUUUAUGUAUCACAGGAACGGAGGCUAUCUUUGCUGAACUUGGCCAAUUUACAGCUACAUCUAUAAGGUUUGCGUUUUGUUGUGUUGUUUACCCAUGUCUGGUGCUUCAAUACAUGGGCCAAGCUGCGUUUCUGUCAAAGAAUUUUUCUGCUCUACCUUCAAGCUUUUAUUCUUCCAUUCCAGAUCCAUUUUUCUGGCCGGUUCUCAUGAUGGCUAUGCUGGCUGCAAUGGUCGCAAGCCAAGCAGUCAUAUUUGCCACGUUCUCGAUUGUCAAACAAUGUUAUGCAUUAGGAUGCUUCCCACGAGUGAAGAUUGUUCACAAACCAAGAUGGGUCCUUGGCCAAAUUUACAUUCCUGAGAUCAAUUGGGUUGUCAUGAUCCUCACCCUCGCUGUCACCAUUUGUUUCCAAGACACUCGACACUUAGCUUUUGCUUUUGGGCUUGCCUGCAUGACUCUAGCCUUUGUGACAACUUGGUUGAUGCCUCUCAUCAUCAACUUUGUCUGGAACCGUAAUAUUGUCUUCUCUGUCCUCUUUAUCCUCUUUUUUGGGACCAUAGAACUUGUCUUCGUCGCGUCAGCCUUAGUCAAAAUCCCUAAAGGAGGCUGGAUCACUCUCCUUCUUUCCCUCUUCUUCACUUUCAUCACAUAUGUAUGGCAUUAUGGCAGCAGAAAGAAGUACCUAUGUGACCAGCACAACAAGGUCCCUAUGAAAUCAAUCCUAAGUCUCGGCCCGAGCCUCGGGAUCAUCAAAGUCCCAGGGAUGGGUCUUAUCUACACCGAGCUCGCCAGUGGUGUCCCUGCCACAUUUACUCACUUUCUAACAAACUUACCGGCAUUCUAUCAAGUUGUUGUCUUUGUCUGCUGCAAAACUGUCCCUAUCCCGUAUGUACCACAGAAAGAGCGAUACCUUAUUGGCCGGAUUGGACCAAAAACGUACAGGAUGUACCGUUGCAUUAUCCGAGCUGGCUAUAAAGACGUGAACAAAGAUGGAGACGACUUUGAAGACGAGCUGGUGAUGAGCAUUGCUGAGUUUAUUCAGCUAGAAUCUGAAGGCUACGGCGGCUCAAACACUGACCGAUCCAUCGAUGGCCGGCUCGCUGUUGUGAAAGCCUCAAACAAGUUUGGGACAAGGCUGUCUCGGUCUAUAUCCGAGGCCAACAUCGCAGGUAGCUCGAGAUCACAGACAACUGUAACAAACAGCAAAUCUCCAGCUCUGCUUAGACUGAGAGCAGAGUAUGAGCAAGAGCUUCCGAGGCUGAGCAUGAGAAGGAUGUUUCAGUUCAGACCAAUGGACACUAAGUUCAGGCAACCUCAGGUGAAAGAGGAGCUGUUUGAUUUGGUGAACGCCAAGGACGCGGAAGUGGCUUACAUUGUUGGGCAUGGUCAUGUGAAGGCGAAGCGGAACUCGGUUUUUGUGAAACGGCUAGUGAUAAACGUUGCUUACUCGUUCUUGAGGAAGAAUUGUCGGAGCCCAGGCGUGAUGUUGAAUAUUCCUCACAUUUGUUUGAUCAAAGUGGGCAUGAACUAUUACUUGUGAGUCUUUGUUACUGAUAUUUCUGUGAGAGUUUUGUGGUUCAGAGUAUUCUAAAUUUGGAUAUGAUGUUUUCAUUUUUGUAAUAUUUAUAGUUUACUGAUAUUCUUAUAUAUCUGGUUACUUUUGUGUUGCUGAUAA
Messenger RNA from Capsella rubella, 2697 nucleotides. Its product is annotated as potassium transporter 3. Gene Ontology annotation, molecular function: potassium ion transmembrane transporter activity. Gene Ontology annotation, biological process: potassium ion transmembrane transport. The transcript has 9 exons. Gene Ontology annotation, cellular component: membrane. NCBI's taxonomy places the organism in Eukaryota, Viridiplantae, Streptophyta, Magnoliopsida, Brassicales, Brassicaceae. The coding region runs from base 235 to 2562 and encodes 775 amino acids. The record is from RefSeq and is a predicted model, not a curated record.